CGUCAGCAGUAACAGUGCCACAUCACAGUGCCACAUCAGCAGUGCCCCGCCACCAUGACGGGUGCAGCUCUGGGCAUGCCAGGCCAACUGGCCAACGAGUCUAUUGCCGACUACAAACAGCGGUUCCAGACUCAGCUCGCACUGAUCGAGGCUGAGGAACAGCGCCAGCUGGCAGCCGAUGCUGCCCGCCUACAGGCUGAAGCAGCGGCAACAGCUGAGAAGCAGCGGCUACAGGCCGAAGCAGACACAGAUACCCAGGCACGCCGCAAGGAGACCCAGGAUCUGCUGCAGCGGCAUGAAGCCGCCAGCAUCGAAAGACUCAAGUAUUGGCACUUUGAACCAUCCGAGGGGCACGACGACGCAACACCGGAGGAGCAGCACAAGGAGUUCCUCUCCAAACUCGUGACACGGUUGUUAUACACUUGCAACUACCAACAGUCCGAGUUAGAGAGACAGAACAAGGAACUGCAGCAACGGUACCAGGAUCUGAAGAAACAGCAUUGGCACUUUGAACCAUCCGAGGGGCACGACGACGCAACACCGGAGGAGCAGCACAAGGAGUUCCUCUCCAAACUCGUGACACGGUUGUUAUACGCUUGCAACUACCAACAGUCCGAGUUACAGAGACAGAACCAGGAACUGCAGCAACAGUACCAGGAUUUGAAGAAAAAGCACCAGGAGUUGGCGAACCUCCGCCGGACAGGGCAGAGCCACGAGGAUGCUACACAGGCACUCAAUUCCCGUGUACUGGACCUGGAGCAAGCUGCACCAGGACCAGAUGCUGGCGAGUCCAGCAGUGCACCCUCUACCCGCCAACUGGAGGAACGCGUCGACCACAUCGUCGCAAUGCUCGGCGACAUCAGCACCUUCGAGGCACCAACCACCAUCAGCAAUCAGCUGGAUACCUUGAAGACCGAGGUCCAGCAACUGCAGCUGCCUAACAAGAAUGGCAACAGCACACAGCAUUACAAGAUGCCAACUUUUCAAAUGACUACACGCAUCAGGACCCGGUCCUCUGGUGGGAAGGUUUCACGACGCAACUUCGGAUUCUCCACCCACGGCGUCGACGUCGCAGAUCUGAAAGACAAGAUCUCAUGGGAAGAGUUAACACGGUUGUGGAAGAAGCGGUUCAUCGUGGACGACGCACCUGCACUCGCCAUCAACCGUCUCUUCAACAUGACACAAGGCAACACAGCAACACGUGACUGGCUCACGGAAUGGCACAAGAUCGCGGCAACGCCCGAUCUCGACUUGCCAUUUACGCAUCUGCGUCGUGAGUUCUACAACAGGUCAUGCGCUGCAUUCAGCCUUGCUCUUGGUGAUCGCGAGCAGUAUGCAACCUUCGCUGAGAUCAUUCACAAAGCGAGGGAGAUCAUCAAGACCAACAGGGCGGCUGCACACGAGAGGUCAGUGUGGCAGCCAACCUAUGUGGAGAAGAUGAAAACUGGUCCGCGACAGCAGCAGUUCGCUGCAGUCCAAUCGAACAACACUGUGGAAGACCCGGCAGCCACCCAAGCGUCACGUGAGGGAGAUCAGGUACCGCGGCCGAUACUGCUGCUGCUACUGGUGCAACAGCACCAAGCACAAGACCUCCCUCUGCCAGGAUUAGGGCAAGGAGGAUAUGCGGCCUCGUCUCAACUCGGGAAACUGAGUUUCGCGGGAGGUGAGGCGACUCCACCUCCCACUCCGCCAGAUUCGGCCGCCUUGCUAGCAGCCUCCUACACAUCUGGGGAGGAUGCGAAUGUCGUAGAUUCUCGUUAUGCUUACGAGGACUAUGCUGUCCACUUGGUCCCACCGCUGGACCAACCGCUCCACGUGCAACAAUCCACCGCAUGCACGGUUUCACCACCAUCGGCAACCGAUUCGGCAGCUUCGCCGCUUUCUAUCGCCGGGGAUUCAUCAUCGUGGUCAAGACUUCAGGUGCUCGACCCACUGACGUUCGCGGACUUCCAGUGGAUGCCCGUUCCCCCAACCGGUCAAUUGCCAAAACCGCAUUGCAAUGUGCUCAUGGCACAACUGCGGGAUUACUUGCACACUGCAGUACCAGCUCUGUUGAUGGACGCCGGAGCAGAGGUUGUCGACCUUCACGCUUACAUUGCGAAGAUCGACCACGAGUUCAAGACGCAACGGUACGACGACAUCGACGCACCCUUGUUUUAUGUACGCAUUCAGAUCGGACAGGCGACCUGCAGCGCAUUGAUCGAUUGCGGAGCAUCUCGCAACUACAUCAACCAGGACUUCAUGGUGCGCGCCGGCCUUGGCCCACGCGUCCGGAGGAAGUCCCUGCCUACGCAAGUCACGUUGGCGGACAGUCACACGCACAAGUCAAUCGACCGGUGCAUUCAUGAUGUCCCAGUGUACUUUGCCCCUCACGCAAGUGAGGCGGUGUCCUUUGACAUUCUCGACACCAAAUUCGACAUGAUCUUGGGCAUGUCAUGGCUGCGAAGCGAGGACCACUUGGUGAACUUCUACCGCCUCACCGUUCACGUUCGUGAUCGGAACGGAGUACUAGUCCCAUGCACGGUGCCUCCUCCUCACCCUUCCAUCAGCUGCCACGUGGUAUCCGCCGCAAGCAUGCGAGCUUCCAUCAUCAGAGACGACAUCGAGGAGAUGGGGGUGUGUUUUCUCCACGCCCUCCCGCCCCAUGACGCUUCACCGACGGACUCAUCUUCGGAUCCUCGCAUCACCGAGCUUCUCGACGCCUACGGCGACGUGUUCGAAGGCCCGCACGGAGUAGUACCGGAUCGGCCCAUCCGCCACAUACCAUCCUCGAGGACGGGGCCGUACCUCCGCGUGGUUGCAGCUACCGACCGAAUGCGCGAGGAAGAGUUGAGUGUGCUUCGGGCACAACUCGACGACCUUCUGGAGAAAGGCUGGAUUCGGCCUAGCUCAUCGCCAUACGGUGCGCCUGUUCUCUUCGUCCGGAAGAAGAACAAGGAUCUGCAGUUGUGCAUCGAUUAUCACAAGCUCAACGCGCAAACGAUCAGAAACGUCGGCCCUCUCCCACGCAUCGACGACCUUCUCGAACGACUGGGCGGCGCCAAGUUCUUCUGCAAGUUGGACCUCAAGUCGGGAUAUCACCAACUCGAGAUUCAGAAGAUGGACCGCUACAAGACCGCGUUUAAGACGCGAUAUGGGCAUUUCGAAUGGCUGGUUAUGCCAUUUGGCCUUACAAAUGCCCCGGCCACUUUCCAGGCGGCUAUGACAACGGAGUUCCGACACAUGCUGGAUCGAUUCGUACUUAUCUACCUUGACGACAUCCUGGUGUACAGCCGGAGUUUGGACGAGCAUGUGGAACACUUGCGCACCGUUUUGGAACGGUUACGACAAACCAAGUACAAAGCCAACCGCGACAAAUGCGAAUUCGCGCGGCAGGAGCUCGAGUACUUGGGACAUUAUGUGACGCCGCAAGGCAUCCGUCCGCUUGCGGACAAGAUCGAGGCCCUCCGCGUAUGGCCCGAGCCCACCGACACCACGGACGUUUCAUGGGUCUUGGAACAACACGACGGCGACGACUGGCACCCUGUGGAGUAUUUCAGCCACAAAGUGCCUCCCAUCAACUCGCUUGAUGAUGCAAGGAAGAAGGAGCUGCUCGCGUUCGUGAUGGCUCUCAAGCGAUGGCGGCACUUCCUCCUUGGGCGUCGUAGGUUCACAUGGGUUACGGACAACAACCCACUGACCUACUACAAGACGCAGGAUAUGGUGAGCAGCACGAUUGGACGAUGGAUAUUCUUCAUCGACCAAUUCGACUUCACACCGAAACAUCUUCUCGGCCUCUCCAAUCGCGCAGCAGAUGCACUCUCGCGAAGACCUGAUCUUUGCGCUAUGACACAUCAUGCCUUCGCAUUCGACGAGGAACUUCAGCGACACUUCAUCCGGGGAUAUGAGUAGGAUCCGGACUUCGCCACGUUGUAUGCGUAGUUAUCUUCGGAUCACCCGCCGGCCAGCCACUAUC
Chara braunii is the source of this 3955-nucleotide messenger RNA. The record is from the annotation of a GenBank genome assembly. Lineage: Eukaryota; Viridiplantae; Streptophyta; Charophyceae; Charales; Characeae.